AUGGACGCUCAACCUCCCCCGAAACCUUGUUUAUGGAACAACUCCACUUUUGACGUUGUGACUUCCACUAAUAAUUUAUUUUCCUUCCCCGAGAACUUCCUCGACGAUUAUCAGAUGCUUUCCUCCGUGUCUCAUACCCAACUAUCGACUUUGAUAGAGGUCCAGCUGGUGAGAUUCUUUUUGGAGGAAAAAGCACUAAGGGAGAAGCGUUUCGAUACGCUAAGGAUAAUAUAUUCUAGGGUGUACAAUUUGAACAAACGUACAGGGGAUGGCGAGGUGGUGUUGAAGAAAAUGAAGGUAAUGAGGGAAGAUAUGAAGGUGCUCGUCGAAGGAGUGGUCGCCCAUGCGCGUGUUCAACAGGAAGAGGUGAAGGGUUUAAAGAAGUCUCUAGAGGAAACCCAUAACGCUCUCGAGGGUAUGAAGGAGAAGAAUGGAGAAGAUGAUCCAAUGGUUUAUCCUGAUGAGCUUGAAAUGCUGUUGAAUAAGAAAAUGGCUUUUAGAGUUAAGUUUCAGCCCGAAACAAUUGUUGAUCAAAAUGGGUUUCCGGUAUAUAGAAGAAGGGACAAUGGACAUACAGUUCUUAAGAAUGGAAUUCAAGUCGAUAAUCGGAAUGUUGUUCCAUACAAUACAAAGUUGUUGACAAAGUACCAAGCUCACAUAAACAUGGAAUGGUGCAAUCAAAGUACAUCGAUUAAGUACUUAUUCAAGUACAUCAACAAAGGUUACGACAGAAUCACCGCUGCCAUUGUACCGAAUGAUGAUGGAACUUCCAACCAGCCGCAGAACAUUGAUGAGAUCAAACAUUAUAUUGAUUGUAGGUACGUUUCUCCGAGUGAAGCAUCUUGGAGGAUAUUCUCCUUUCCAAUCCAUGGUAGAAAACCAACUGUUGAGAGAAUGUACUUUCAUUGUGAAGGUCAAAAUUCGGUAUAUUACACUGAUUUUGAUCGUAUCAAUACAGUUCUGGAAAAACCAAGUGUAACUGAAUCGAUGUUUACAUCAUGGUUCGAAGCAAAUUGCAAGUAUCCUGAAGCACAAAAUUUAACUUACAGCAAAUUUGUUUCAAAAAUAGUUUAUGUUAAGAAAAAAAGAGAAUGGAAACCCCGUCAAAAAGGUUACACAAUUGGUAGGCUUAUAUGGGUUCCUCCAACAACUGGCGAAUUGUACUAUCUUAGAUUGAUGCUCACACAUGUCAAAGUCCCCCGCAGUUAUAAUGAUAUAAAAACAGUGAAUAACGUAAAAUAUGAUACUUUCCGGGAUGCCUGUUUUGCUAUGGGUUUUAUCGGCGAUGAUAGAGAAUUCAUUGCAGCUAUUAAAGAGGCAAAUCAUUGGGGUUCAGAUCAAUAUUUGAGAUUACUAUUUGUUCACAUGUUAUUAUCAGGCAUCAUUAACAGGCCAAGACAUGUAUGGAGUAAAACAUGUCAUCUCUUAGCUGAUGGAAUACUAUAUGCUCAACAGCGAAUUGCAAACAAUAGAGGUUUGAGGUUGUCGGAUGAAGAGAUAAUGAAUUUAACAUUAAUUGAGAUUGAACGAAAUCUUCAAAGGAAGAGCCGAAGUCUAAAGGAAUUUGCUGGAAUGCCUUAUCCAAGUGGAUAUGUGGUUGAGCAGUUGGGAAAUAAGCUCAUAUACAAAGAGCGGAGUUACAAUCCAGCCGAACAAUUGCAAGAAUACAAUAAUUUGUUCUUAAAUCUUACAGAUGAGCAAAGAGGUGUAUUCAAGCGAAUAAUGGAAGCAGUAAACAAUCAACAAGGAGGCGUAUUUUUUUUGUAUGGAUACGGUGGCAUAGGGAAAACCUACAUGUGGAAAACUCUAGCUUCCUACAUAAGAUCAAAGAAACAAAUUUGUUUAACUGUUGCUUCAUCGGGCAUAGCUUCACUACUACUUCCAGGAGGUCGAACGACUCAUUCAAUGUUCAAGAUUCCAAUACCUACAAUGGAGUCUUCUACAUGUAAUAUCGACAAAGGUAGUGAUCGUGCAGAGCUACUAAAAAUGGCAAAGUUGAUAAUUUGGGAUGAAGCUCCAAUGGCACACAGAUUUUGUUUUGAAGUGUUUGAUAAAACCCUUAAAGACAUAAUGGGGCGUUCCAAUUGUUCUAACAAAUUAUUCGGAGGGAAAGUAAUUGUAUUUGGUGGAGAUUUUCGGCAAAUAUUACCAGUUGUACCAAGGGGCAGCCGUUCAGAUAUAAUACAUUUUACAAUAAAUUCAUCAUACAUCUGGGAUCAUUGUGUUGUGCUGAAGCUUACAAAGAACAUGCGACUCCAACAAGCCGACAAUACUUCAAGUACAUCUGAAUUAGAAUUGUUUUCUAAUUGGAUAUUAAAAGUUGGCGAUGGGAAAUUGGAAGAACCUAACGAUGGUUACACGGAUAUUCCUAUUCCAAAUGAUUUCUUAAUUUCUAACUAUGAUGAUCCACUAGAAGCCAUUGUUAGUGAAACAUAUCCGAAUUUUCUUAACAAUUACAAGAAUCCAGAAUUUUUGCAAUCAAGAGCUAUAUUGGCAGGAACAAUUGAAACGGUUGACAUCAUAAAUCAAUACGUUUUGGGAUUCAUACCAGGUGAAGAAAAGGAAUAUUUAAGUUCAGAUUCUAUAGACAUAUUUGACGGUGAAGGAAAUGAAGCUUUUGAUGUUUUGACCCCGGAAUUUUUGAAUACACUUACAACUUCCGGUCUACCUAACCACAAGAUUAAAUUGAAGAUUGGGACCCCUAUUAUGUUGCUUCGAAACAUUGAUCAACCUGAAGGUCUCUGCAAUGGAACAAGGCUUAUAGUUACAAGAUUGGCAAACCACGUUAUCGAGGCAAAAAUUAUAUCUGGAAAGAAUAUUGGAGGGAUUAUCUAUAUUCCAAGAAUGGAUAUGACUCCAACACAAUCUCCGUGGCCAUUCAAAAUGACUAGAAGGCAAUUUCCCAUAACUAUAUGUUAUGCUAUGACAAUUAACAAAUCUCAAGGUCAGUCAUUGGAUUAUGUUGGAUUGUAUUUGCCUAGAAGUGUAUUUAGUCAUGGUCAACUAUAUGUUGCAAUAUCAAGGGUCAAAAGCAAAAAAGGGCUUAAGAUAUUAAUCCAUGACAAGGAUAACCAUCCAUUGAAUUCUACAACAAACGUCGUGUUCAAAGAAGUUUUUGAAAACUUAUAG
Molecule: messenger RNA, 3129 nt
Organism: Lathyrus oleraceus (garden pea)
Lineage: Eukaryota; Viridiplantae; Streptophyta; Magnoliopsida; Fabales; Fabaceae
Exons: 7
Coding region: 1-3129 (1042 amino acids)
Biological process (GO): telomere maintenance; DNA repair
Molecular function (GO): DNA helicase activity
Source: RefSeq, a predicted model, not a curated record